Messenger RNA from Theobroma cacao (cacao), 378 nucleotides. The record is from RefSeq and is a predicted model, not a curated record. NCBI's taxonomy places the organism in Eukaryota, Viridiplantae, Streptophyta, Magnoliopsida, Malvales, Malvaceae.
AUGAGGUUCAGCAAGAAAGGAAAGUUGAGCCCUAGGUAUAUUGGACCCUUCGAGAUCUUAGAAAAGGUUGGAGCAAUGGCUUAUCGUUUGGCAUUACCACCAGACCUCUCAAAUAUUCACCCUGUAUUUCAUGUGUCAAUGCUUAGGAAGUAUAAUCCGGAUCCAUCUCACGUAAUGCGGUAUGAAACCAUCCAGUUGAAAGAUGAUUUGACUUAUGAGGAGCAACCAGUAGCCAUCCUUCAUCAGCAAGUCAAAAAGCUCCGUUCAAAGGAAGUAGCAUCAGUGAAAGUGUUGUGGCGAAACCACACCAGUGAAGAGGUAACGUGGGAAGCUGAUGAGGAAAUGCGAGCAAAGUAUCCCCAUCUUUUUGAUGAAUAG